This is a messenger RNA of Orbicella faveolata, 2004 nucleotides long. RefSeq lists its product as uncharacterized. Lineage: Eukaryota; Metazoa; Cnidaria; Anthozoa; Scleractinia; Merulinidae. The record is from RefSeq and is a predicted model, not a curated record. Gene Ontology annotation, biological process: cell-cell adhesion.
CCGCGAGCGGACUGGACCGGAGUAGUUUGUAAUCUUGCCUCAGUCGCGGUCGGUGUAUUAGCUGCUUUUCAGCGCUAAUAAACUUACUGAAUACAGCUCUGAGUGACAUGAACAGACACAAGAUGCGAGUUAUAGAAGCCUUACUUUUCAUAUUAACAAUUCAACAAGGUUAUGAUGCUCUGAUCAUCCAGGCAUCUUCAGACCCAGUCAGAGCAUUGGAAGGGGGCGAUGCCUUGUUCCAGUGGAUUCUCAAUAGAGAUUUAACAUCGCGGCCAGAUUUUCAAGGACUGGUCUUUGGACUUUAUCGGAAUGGCUACAUAGCAGCAUACAUAAUUACAGUGACAAAAACGAAGGAUAUUAUUUUGAACCCAGGCCUAAAGUACGAAGCACCACACCUAGAUGGCCGCGUGCAAUGGAAAGGAGACUUGUCCAAGUCCCUUGCAGCUUUCCAAAUUUCUCACAUUAGUCAAGAAGACCAAAUGCAAUAUGGACUAAUGAUAGAUUUUGGUGCUUUGAAGGAUUCAAAGACCAGCUUUGUUAGUCUGCAAAUUCAAGCUAGGUCUUCUAUCACAGCAGCGCUGUCACCACCCCUGUCAGUAACACCAGGUGGAAAUGCCUCAUUCUACUGUGAGUUUUACAUUGACGAGGUUGACAAAUCACUAUAUGAUACUGUCACUGUUGGCCUCUGGGAACUAGGCAGUGUCUACCGAACCCUGUCAACCCUCACCAAGCACAGCAACAUUAUUAUGAACCCAAAGCUGCACCAAGAAGCACCGGAAUACCAUGAAAGGGUUCAUGCUAGUUAUCUCUCCAACAAGACCAGCAAUACCUCAGUAAUAUCAGUGGUGCUUCUUAAUGUUGAGGUAUCCGAUGCUAGAUCUUAUGGCUGUAGCAUGGAUUUUGGGCCUUUUAAAGAACCCGUCGGCACAUCUGUGAGAAUAGAAGUUCAAGGUUCCUACAACGCCCUCGAUAGGCGCGCUUUGAAGUACAAAUCACAAAGGCAACCUGUUACAGUACGAGGUGGCAGCAACGUUUCGAUUCCCUGCCCAGAGUUUGCCAAGGUUAUUCAAGAGGAAGGAACGUUCAAGUCGUUGUCCUGGUCUUACUGUGAUCCCAAGACGUGCACCACGGAAAACAUGAAAUGGAGUUGGCUGGCUGGAUUAAACGGCAGCAGAGCUACCUUAGUUACCGAUAAAGGACGUUACGCGAACAGAGCUAUCUUGAUUCAGAAUGGUACACUGGAAAUAUACAAUGUGCAAGUGACCGACGCCACCAAUUACAGAUGCACGGUGAAAAGAAUUAACUUCACAACUCCAGCAUUUUACCAUGUGACCAUACGUGUCGACUCCAGCGUUGAACCUAAAAUUAUAACACGAAGUCCGAGUAAAGUAACCGUCAGCCUGGGAAGCACACUGUUCUUGAAAUGUCAGGCUGUGGGUGUACCAAGGCCGCUUGUAACCUGGAAGAAAGAUGGCAAACUCCUUCCGAGGCGUACCAACGAUCCCAACUUUGUACAUGAGAAUUUCACAAAAGAUGAUGCUGGUAACUAUGAAUGCACUGCUUCAAACUCUGCCGGAUCGGACAGUUAUCGCAUAGACGUGAUCGUAAGGGACGUGUUCAGAAAAGGUGAAGAUCUGAAAGAUAAGUCAAACACGUGGAACGACACUACAAUAGUUGCUACUGUUAUUGCUGUUGUUUUUGCACUGGUUAUUAUAGGCCUUGUGUCAUAUAUAUGCGGCUGCGAGAAGAGAGCGUUGUGUAGGAAUAAUCAAGAGCAAAUCGAUCAAAACACAAUUCCGAUGUUAUAGUGAUGCUUGAACAAAGAAAGUCUACGCAACUAUUUUGCUAACCUUUUUUCAAACAAUAAUAGGUCAUAAUACGUUAUGAGUAAUACUAGCUGUAUAUUAUAGUCUAAAGAAUGUGUUGGCCUGCGGCCUCGGGCCAUACUCAAAACCUCGGGCACAGUUUUUCGCAAUACCUGGGCGAUACGGGCCUCCCGCCAGG